Messenger RNA from Verruconis gallopava, 1113 nucleotides. RefSeq lists its product as uncharacterized. The transcript has 4 exons. Gene Ontology annotation, molecular function: protein serine/threonine kinase activator activity. Lineage: Eukaryota; Fungi; Ascomycota; Dothideomycetes; Venturiales; Sympoventuriaceae. Gene Ontology annotation, biological process: intracellular signal transduction. The record is from RefSeq and is a predicted model, not a curated record. Bases 1 to 1113 code for a protein of 370 amino acids.
AUGGCCUUCCUGUUCUCGAGAAACAAGCAGAAGGUUGUUCUGGACUUGGUGAGGUCGGCGAAGGACUUGCUGGUCAAGAUCCAGACGGUCGACCAGCUCCCGACACAGUCCGAGGAGUCGCUGGCGCAGAAGCUGAGCCAGAUGAAGAUGAUACUGCAGGGCACGCAAGAGACAGACGCAAGCCCCGAGCAGCAGUAUCAGCUCGUGAACUUACUGCUGUCCGAGGACAUCCUGAUGCUCCUGGCGACAUGCAUACACAAGAUACCAUUCGAGGCUCGCAAAGACACGCAAUUCAUCUUCUCAAAUGCCUUCCGAUACAAGGCGCCGGGCUCACCCGCGUCAGAACCGAUCGCCUUACACCACGUCUUACAAUCUCGACCACAGAUCAUAAUCGCAUUGUGCAAUGGGUACGAGAGAAAAGAGAGCGCAAUGCCCUGCGGAGGCAUUCUCCGCGAAGCCCUUAAAUUCGACGCUGUUGCCGCGCUCAUCUUGUACGACGAGCCCAAUCCAGAGGGCAAGGCGGUCAAUCUCAGCGAGGUGGACACAACAAAGCCGUGCAGUGGGGAGGGCGCAUUUUGGAAAUUCUUCGACUGGAUUGUGAAGAGCAGCUUCGAAGUCUGCACGGAUGCGUUUAACACAUUCAGGGAAAUUCUCAUCAAGCACAAAGAGAUGAUAGCCACGUAUCUGGAAACGAACUUUGACCUGUUCUUCAGCAAGUAUAACAAGUACUUGGUCCAGUCCGACAACUAUGUCGUCAAGCGACAGUCCAUAAAGCUGCUUGGCGAACUGCUCCUGGACCGUGCAAAUUACAACGUCAUGACCAAGUACGUCGAAUCAGGUGAGCACCUCAAGUUGUGCAUGCGCCUCCUUCUCGACGACCGCCGCAUGAUCAACUACGAGGGCUUCCACGUCUUCAAGGUCUUCGUCGCGAACCCAAACAAGAGCAGGGAGGUGCAGAAGAUCCUGAUAAGCAACCGGGAGAGGUUGCUCCGGUUCCUACCGGGCUUUUUGGACGAUCGUACGGACGACGACCAGUUCAUGGAUGAGAAGAGCUUCUUGAUAAGGCAGAUUGAAGCGCUGCCCAGUGUUGUGGCGCCGGCCGCUACAAACUGA